AUGGUUUUCUCUACUUUCAUUUGCCAUUCCAAGGUGGUGAAUGUUGCUUAUACCUUAUUCUCUUCCAUUUUCUAUUUUUUCCUCCUAACUACAUUGGUCUCCUCUUCUCCAUUCCUAUCUGAUGAUAUAUUUGAAUCUACUGCAUCCACUGGUCGUGCCCUCCUACAAGUACAGAAAGCUUGUAGAGUUGAUUUUGAGAACCAAAACUACACAAUCAUAACAAGCCAAUGUAAAGGACCACAAUACCCUCCAAAGGUUUGCUGUGAGGCAUUCAAACAAUUUGCUUGUCCAUUUGUUGAUGAGAUCAAUGACUUAACAAGUGAUUGUGCUUCAAUUAUGUUUAGUUACAUAAUGCAUUAUGGAAAUUAUCCACCUGGAUUAUUUGCUAAUGAGUGCAAAGAAGGGAAAGAAGGUCUUGCAUGCAAUCAAGUAAAAUCAACCAAUAAUUCUAACACUUCUAAUAGUGUCCUUGUGGGUGCUUUUCACUCUAUGUUGCUAGUUUCAAUUGUUGGUUUCUUUGGAUUCAUUUUCCAUUUGUUUUGA
Messenger RNA from Trifolium pratense (red clover), 543 nucleotides. Its product is annotated as GPI-anchored protein LLG1-like. The coding region runs from base 1 to 543 and encodes 180 amino acids. NCBI's taxonomy places the organism in Eukaryota, Viridiplantae, Streptophyta, Magnoliopsida, Fabales, Fabaceae. The transcript has 4 exons. The record is from RefSeq and is a predicted model, not a curated record.